UCCAACGCAAAAGGACAGGAAAGAAGGAAUUUAACUGCGCUCUGCAAUGAGGACAACUCGUUAGAAGAAUUAACCCAUAUAAACAAGGCUGAAAACACUUCACGCUCCAACACUGAAACAGAAAACACCAUUACAAAAUCACAGAAUCAAUCUGCUACGGUUCAUGUAUAUGACCAUGCGAAACGUCUAUUCAGUAUCGAGGUUGAUAACGACAGGGUAUUGGAUAGCAUUCAUCACGGGCUUAGGAGUAAGAAAAGAUGGCCUUCUGACGAUACGAUACUUAUAUCACACGCCGGGAAAAUAAUCAGCGGUGAGAGACAGCCACAAAUGGCAAAUGGAGACAACAUUCAUAUCGCUGUAAAAGGGAGGGGAGGGAUGAAAGAAGGCGACCCUCCAAAUGAAAAAGAAAUGCUUGACACCAUCGAGAAAAACGAUAACGAAAGCUCCAAGAAAGAAGAGCUGGUCGGCCCUCUCGAGCAAUGUGAUGAUACACAAGAACAUAUUGACAUUUCCGAAGAAACGCAUCAAGGUUAUCUUACUGGUGAAGAUGAAGAGAAGACAUGCAAUCAGUCUGGAACAGAAAUGGAUAAAAAUGAUACUCAGGAAGAGAAACAGGGUGAUAUAAUUACGGGAGAUGGCAACGAAAAUUCUAAAGAAAAAAAUAUGCCAGUUAAUAGUACCGACACAGACCCUUCUGAUGAGUACAAACAAGGUGACCCUCUCAAUGAAGAAGGCCUGGUCGACCAUUCUGAUGAGCACAAACAAGGCGACCCUGCUCAUGAAGGCGGCCUGGUCGAUCCUCCCGAUGAGUGCAACCAAUGUGAAUCUGCCAAUAAAGUAGACCAGGGCGAUCCUCUUGAUGAGUACAAAGAAGGCGGCCCUGCUCAUCAAAAAGACCAGAGAGACAUUCCUGAUGCAUACAAACAAGACGACCACGUCAUUGAAGAAGGCCUGGCCGAAUCUCCUGAUGGGUACAAACAAAGUGAACUUGCCAAUAAAGGCAAGGUCGAUCCUUCUGAUGAGCACAAACAAGACGACCCUACCCCUGAAGAAGGCCUGGUCGACCAUUCUGAUGAGUGCAACCAAAGUGAAACAGCCCAUAAAGAAGACCAGGACGACCCUCCUGAUAAGUACAAACAAGGCGACUCUGCUACUGAAGAAGGCCGGAUCGACCCCCCUCAUGCCUACACAGAAGGCAGCCCUGCCCAUCAAAUGGACCAGGGAGACAUUCCUGAUGCAUUCAAACAAGACGACUAUGUCCAUGAAGAAGGUCAGGUCAACCCUCCUGAUGAGUACCAACAAGGCAACCAUGCCCAUGAAGAAAGUCAGACCGACACUUUGAAUGAGUGCAAACAAGGUGACACUGUCAACGAAGAAGGCCAUGUUGACCCUGAUAGUGAGUACAAAAAAGCCAACCAUGACCAUAAAGAAGGCCUGGUUGACCCCUCUGAUGGGUACACACAAAGAGAACUUGUCAAGAAAGAAGACCAGGCCGACCCUAAUGAUGAGUACAAACAAGGCGACCAUGACCGUCGAGAAGGCCCUGUUGACCCCACUGGCGAUGACCGUCCGACAUAUCCACAUGGACAUACAGCAAAGGUGAAGAUUUCCUCCCCAUUAAAAUCAACUUUCGCACAAGGUUCAGAAGUGUUCCAAGCUCGACUUAUUGCUGAACUGGGGUUGGAAGACCAUUUUCCUGAUAAGCUGACGUAUACCGAUGUGAUGUCUAUAAACGAUCACGAAAAAGAAGAGGCAGACACGUUAGAGGACAUCCCAAGGUUAAUUCUACGAAAAUUGAUCAUGCUUGAUUUUACUAGUAGGGAAAAUGAUUUAGACAAAUGUUUAACCAAAAUGAGCAGGUCAAACGAAAAAUCACUUUUAACAGAAGGAAAUCUUCCAAAUAAAAAUUUCAUAAAAAAAUAUAAGGAAUACUACAUGAGCUCAUGUCCCGAAUGUUUUAGCGCUGAGUUUAUUCCCAUCAGUGAUAAAGGUAAAAACAUCAGUUUAUCGGAGAUUAAGAAAGCGACUCUAAAUAAAAUGGGUACAUUGCUCUGUGAUAUGAGCACCCGGAAAACCCUGCACGAUAUGUGUACACACGCAAGAAUCAUGGGGUUAUUUGUAGAUGAAGACCUGCCCGCGUGCAAAAGAGGAAUAGAACUAGCCAAUACGAUUUACGACGAAAUCAGGCACUGUGAUCUUGUAGAUAUAAAAUCAAAGUUUACACCAUUACAAAAAGAUUGUUGGAAAAUGUAUACUGAUGCAAUGAAAGAAUUUUUUAAUCCACGGUAUGAUCUCAGAGAAAAAGAUCAACUGAAGCAGAAAAUGGAAUCACAAAGAAAACAGCAAUGGUAUGCUUACAUCAAUGGAGAUCCAUUUAUGAAACAUGUUAUUGGUAUCAUUUUUGAACUGGAUGGUGACGAGUUGGUUUGCUUUCUAGACACACUGAAAUUUAAUCUCGAUGAAAAAUCCAGGACAGAAAUACCGUUCUAUCGUCAGCGUUUUGCUGAAGCCUGGGAUACACUACAAACGAAGUCAGAUUCUGACAAAGCUCAGACUCGAAAAAACUUCGACAAAGCUGAACAACACCUCAGUGAAGCCUCGUUUGGUAUCGAGCAUAUUUUUCGUGAAAUAGGUCAAAUUUACGUGGCUAGUCUGACUUCGAAGGACAAAGAGUUUGGGUUUAACUUAGCUAAAGCAGUAGCACGGUCCAUAACACUAGGGUACCCAUUUGAGUUAAUGGAUGGUGAUGUAGCAAACGUUCCACUGGAAUGGAUAGAUGGUGUUUUCAAGGAACUUAAAAGUAUGCUGAAUAACGAACGUGUACUCUCACUGUCGAUUCUGGGACUACAAAGUUCAGGAGAGAUGAGGAAGAAAGACUGGAAAUUCGACGAGACUGAAAUGAAAGAAUUCCCUAAGUGUAUUCUAGAACAUAUAGAUAAAUUCAACCAUGAUACAAAGAACGGCUUUACCCUUCUCGGGCCAUACAAAGCGAGACUUGUAGUCCAUGUAUUUGGGCGAGCUCUUCCAUUGCUGAAAAAACUAGAUUCAGAAUACAGGGCAAAACAUAGCAUGAAAACCAAAUUGAACAAUCAUAAAAAGGCCGUUUGGGACCAUUUUAAAGAUGUUGUUGCUGAAAGAUCAGCUACCAUGAUAGCCAGUAACAGAUUUUGUGAAGUCAUCAGCGUUCAAAUUGAGGACAAAGUCAGAAAGCCAACUACCCGAUUCAAUAUAUGA
Molecule: messenger RNA, 3234 nt
Organism: Pecten maximus
Lineage: Eukaryota; Metazoa; Mollusca; Bivalvia; Pectinida; Pectinidae
Exons: 6
Coding region: 328-3234 (968 amino acids)
Source: RefSeq, a predicted model, not a curated record